This is a messenger RNA of Dioscorea cayenensis subsp. rotundata (Guinea yam), 891 nucleotides long. RefSeq names its product peroxisomal membrane protein PMP22-like. The record is from RefSeq and is a predicted model, not a curated record. NCBI's taxonomy places the organism in Eukaryota, Viridiplantae, Streptophyta, Magnoliopsida, Dioscoreales, Dioscoreaceae. Gene Ontology annotation, cellular component: cytoplasm; membrane.
GGUCCAUUAGAUAUUUUUAAAACUAUAGGACGCAUCGCAUCUCUCCCGGAACUGCGCCGGCGACGGAGGAGGAUGAGCUCGGUGGCGAAGAAAGGAUGGAAUCUCUAUAUGAUUCAGCUCCAGCAUCAUCCUCUUCGAACUAAGGCGAUCACUGCAGGGGUUUUGUCAGGAAUCAGUGACUCAGUGGCGCAGAAGAUGUCUGGGAUUCAGAGGCUUCAGCUAAGGCGGCUUGUUCUUAAAGUGCUCUUUGGAGUUGCAUAUCUUGGACCUUUUGGCCAUUUUCUACAUAAGUUGUUGGAUUCCAUCUUCAAAGGGAAGAGAGAUAGUAAGACAGUAGCUAAGAAGGUAUUACUGGAGCAGUUGACAUCUUCUCCUUGGAACAAUAUGCUCUUCUUUUUAUACUAUGGGCUGAUUGUUGAAAAGCGGCCUUGGCCACAGGUGAAGAAUAAAAUUGUUAAGGAAUACCCAUCUGUGCAGAUGACAUCAUGGAUGUUUUGGCCCGUAGUGGGUUGGAUAAAUCACCGAUAUUUGCCACUGCAGUUUCGCGUUAUAUUCCAUAGCCUUGUUGCAUUUUGCUGGGGGCUGUUUCUAAACCUCCGAGCAAGGAGUAUGACUUUGCAAUAGGGAGUCUGUCAUCAACCUUUUGUGGAAAAAAUAUUUUCAAGUCACCUGAUGCUACCAGAUCUUCUUGUUUGCCCUGUAUUAUAUGCAUAUAUCAUUGAAGUGCUCCAACUUUGUUAACUUCAUUUUAAGUACAAUUGUAUAACUGCCUCUUGUUCUUAAGAAGUUAUGUAUGAUCAUCAAGUUCCUUUGUAAUUUUAUUGGAUCCUCAAACUGGAUCACAAGCUAUUCUCCUAAUAUAUCCAUGAUAUGGUCAUGAAGGUUUUACUA